CCUGUCUCUAAAACCUCCGCCCCCACACUCCUUGGAAACCCUCUUUAGGCGGCGCCUCUCUCCUCUCUUGCCCGUGCUCCAUGGCCAUGGCCUUACUCAGCCGCAUCAGACUCGCUGCGCGAUUGUCGUGCCCAAUCAACCGGGCCUAUGGAUCUGCUGCCGCCGUUCAGCUCGAUUACGACUUCGAUUAUUACGAUAACCAAGACAACGACGCCGGAAUUUAUUCCUCCAACCGGAUCAUGGAGGAUUCUGAUGGAUUGGUGCCGGGAAGAGGAGUUCAGUGGGUGAUCAUAGGUGACCCCAUGGCAAAGAGAAACGUCUAUGCUCAGUGGCUCUCCAAGCUUCUGGAUGUUCCCCACAUUUCCAUGGGCUCUCUCGUCCGUCAAGAACUCCACCCUCAUUCUUCUCUUCACAACCAGAUAGCAGGUGCUGUAAAUGAGGGGAAGCUAGUUCCGGCAGAAGUAAUUUUUAGGCUGUUGUCAAAGAGACUGGAAGAAGGGUACUGCAGGGGUGAAAAUGGUUUCAUUUUGGAUGGGAUCCCUCGAACUAAGGUUCAAGCUGAAAUCCUGGACCAAGUUGUGGCCAUAGACCUGGUUCUGAAUCUCAAGUGCCAAGAUGAUUCCAUGGUGAAGAAAUGUGCAAAUAGUGGGAUCCAUCCAUGUCAAGAAUUUCUCUGCAUGACUGCCUCUAAAUUUGAUCUUGGUCCACAGCCAGAUGAUGGUAAUUUGAAGUUUACCAAUUAUUCAGAUGGUGUGUGGAGGGAGAAAUUGCGUGUAUAUGCUGAGCAGAGCCAACCAUUAGAAGAAUACUACAGGAAACAGAGGAAGCUCUUGGACUUUCAAGUGUCUGGGGCACCAGGAGAAACAUGGCAAGGCCUCCUGGCUGCUUUGCAUCUGGAGCACAUGAAUGUUGUCAGUUCUUCACAGAAGUUGACUGCUUGAUGCUGAUUGAAUUCAACUCAGUAAUUAGUAUAGGCAUACUACCGAGUGUAUUAUAGCUAAAAAAUUUUGCGGGACAAUACAAUUUUGUUUUCAUUUUUGUUUGCCAAGUGUGUACAAGUAGCAAAGAGCCAGAGUAGUAGAGAAACUAGCAUUAUUGACUAUGAUGUAUGUUCAACACUUCUUUAUGCUCCUUUCUCUUGGUGUUGAUUUCAUAUUUUGAUAAUGA
Messenger RNA from Ipomoea nil (Japanese morning glory), 1167 nucleotides. Its product is annotated as probable adenylate kinase 7, mitochondrial. Gene Ontology annotation, molecular function: ATP binding; AMP kinase activity. Bases 81 to 941 code for a protein of 286 amino acids. Gene Ontology annotation, cellular component: cytoplasm; mitochondrion. Lineage: Eukaryota; Viridiplantae; Streptophyta; Magnoliopsida; Solanales; Convolvulaceae. The record is from RefSeq and is a predicted model, not a curated record. The transcript has 4 exons. Gene Ontology annotation, biological process: nucleobase-containing compound metabolic process.